UGCUUUGCUCUGCUCUUGGGAGCUCUCAUAAUCUCUUCUCCUCCUAAGAAGCUGGUGAUUGCGUGAGGACGAUGGAGCAGGGCAGGAGCUACUUGGAGGACUUCCCUCUCAACAUGUUUUCGGUCACUCCUUACACACCCAGUACCGCGGACAUCCAGGUGUCCGAUGACGACAAGGCGGGGACCACCUUACUCUUCUCAGGCAUCUUCCUGGGACUGGUGGGGAUCACGUUCACCAUCAUGGGCUGGAUCAAAUACCAAGGGGUCUCCCACUUUGAAUGGACCCAGCUCCUUGGGCCCAUUCUGCUGUCGGUUGGGGUGACAUUCAUCCUGAUUGCUGUGUGCAAGUUCAAAAUGCUUUCCUGUCAGUUGUGCAAAGAAAGUGAGGAAAGGGUCGACUCGGAGCUGACAGCAGGCGGACAAUCGUUUGUUUUCACUGGUAUCAACCAACCCAUCACCUUUCACGGGGCUACUGUGGUGCAGUAUAUCCCUCCCCCUUAUGGCUCUCAAGAGCCCAUUGGGAUGAACACCGCCUACUUGCAGCCAGUGGUGAACCCCUGUUGUCUCACACCAUCUGGAGUGGUGGCUGCUGCCACGCCAAGCCCUCCCCAGUACCAUACCAUCUACCCUGCAGAGAACGCUGCCUUUGUUGCCGACCGGGACUACCCUUCCUUCGUGGAUGGUGGAAAUGACAGGUCCAGUCCUGACACUGAGCAGCUAGAAGAGACACAGCAUGGAGAUGGGGACCCUGCCUGCUUCUCUCCUCCGCCCUAUGAGGAAGUAUUCUCCCCCUCUCGCUAGAGACUGCACUGCUGAGGGAAUGGCAUGGAAGUCCUUGUUGCUGACACCUGAAGGGCUCUAUGCUACAACCUCCUUCAGAAGUGAGAUAGCACAGCAGCCCAGGAGGCCUGAGAGAUGCCAUUCAAGGGGAGGUGGGAGGUAAAAUGUCCCAAACUGGUAAAAAUUAGACUGAGCUGAAGAAAUUACCUUCUGAUCCAGUUAGAAAUGCCCUGCUGUGUUCGGAAACAGGAAUGUGACCCAUCUAUCCAACACCCAUUCCUUUCCUCUAGGAAGGUACUGCUGUCUCAAUUUUAACUCCAGCAGCCAAGGGCAAAAUCACUACUGCUAUGACUUUGGAAGUUCCCAUAGUCCGGAGAGUGGGGGUGGGAGGAAGCAGGGAAGAGAAAACAGGUUCCGCUGCAGCUUCCCCAGUGCCCGUUCUCAGUUCCCAAAGUAGAUUUGCACAUCCCAAACAACUCGGCUGCUGACAUGUGGCCCCUGAGGAUUCUAGGUAUCUUAAAGGCUACAUAAACAGACCAACAAACAAGCAAAUAAAUAAAUGCAAUAAAGUAAAAUCAAGAAUAGCUCCUGUUGGAAUGUUCGGUGGCUAAACCAUACAAAAUAAAUAAUAAUAGGAUAAUGAUGUCAUCAAACCUUUAAGUUAUCAUUAGGUCAUAGUGACUUGACUGUUGAUGUUCUUGCUGGCAAGGCUGAAGCUUGAGGCGUCCACCCCAGACUGACGUCUGGGCUGGGCAAGAACUGCCUGGACCCAGCAGCCCACACAAGCCUGGGGCUUCUCCAAGUGCCCAUAGAAGAGUCCUGUGAAAUCAGACAGAACAGACCUGCCACGUCAACGCCUGGGAACCACAAAUCAUGGAAACAGUCUCUGUGGCCAAGACAAGCUCACUCUCUUUAUUAAAAACAAACAAACAAACAAAAAACCUUGGUGCCCUUUAUUUCCCUGAAUCUGGACUAUAUAGCACACAUCUACAACAGACUUGCAGACUUGGUUAAAAUCAUCAGGUUUUAAAGGAAAAUAGUUUUUGUAGGUUACAAAGGCAAGGUCACACAAGGCUACUGAGGAAGGCUCACCCAAAGCCAGACAGGGUUAAGCAAUUCUUUAAAGGUUUGGUGCCAUGUUGACAUAUGCAGUGACUUCUAUUAAUCUUUAUCACAAAUAUCUAGUUUUCCAAGGAUAUGAUUAAUGUACACUUGGUGUAUUACUGUGAUUUGUAUUAUACCUCAGGAACAAAAUCUUUUCAUACAAGAGUUCAUUUUCAUGUUUGACAGUGGAAGUAGUGAGAUGGAAAAACAGAAUUAGUUCACAGAAACUAGCUUCAUCCUCAACAUAUUCAUGGAAUGCUGGGUCCCUAGCUGGGGGCCAUUGGCUCUGGGCAGGAAGUUGGGUGACAGGCACACGGUUGAGCAUGGCCAGGGGUGUGCCACCAGUAGGACAGGUGGAGCCCUGCACGCUGGCCUCCCUCACCCCUUUCCUUCCUCAUCCUCACCCACCCUACAGCUUUACAUCCCUGAGCUUGGGUUUGGCAUAAAGGGAUGCUCAAGUUGGAGACGAUUUAGGAAAGGGCGUCUCCAUGUAGAAGCUGGGAGAGCUGAUCUGUCUGCACGAUGCCAGGGGUCCCACAGGCCAGGAAGUGCCCUGGGAGUUUUUACCUCCAGGCAGUGGCAACUAACUGCCCCGGUUCUAAGACAGUGAAAAAGUGCUAACCAUAGGGGUAAAUGAUGCUUUUGAAGACAGCACAGUCAGAGCUAACAGCUUCCAGAGCUCAAGAUGGGAGGCGAGCCUGCCACAAUCACAGGCUCAGAAGACGGAGAUCUGUUCAUUCAGCCAAUAUUUACUGAUUGAGCAUCUGCUCUGUGUCAGGACUGGGGCAUCAAAUGGGGAUGGAGAGGUGAAAAACCAAAGCAACAGAAGAACAGAUACGGCUCUGCCCUUGCAGAACUUCUGGUAUAGUGUGGGCGACAGAUACCAAUGGAUUAUUCUCUGUGACGCAGAAGCUGCCCCCAAGCUGCUCUUGCAGGUGCAGUGAGCACCCCCCUCCCACACUGCACCACAGUGCAGUGCCAGUGGGUGCCAGUUACACCCAUCUCCCUGCCUCCAAACAGGCACAGGUUUUAAUGUUGUUAAAACACACUGGCCAAGUUACCCCGUUACACCCUCUCAGCACCUUAUUGGGAUGAAUGGAGAACUGUGACCUGGGAUCAUGAAUUGGAGCUGGUCCAGCCCAGCCGCACUAUCCACCCCGAGAGAAGUGGUGUCAGAGGGAGCCUGCCUUUGCUGCUGUGCUCAAAGGCUCAGAGUCCAGGCCAGAGCCCACAGGGCCGUCAGCCUCGUCAGACACUUUGGUACGUGUUUGCAGAGCAACUGGGGAGCCACUACGAUGUUUUAAUACCACUGUGACCCGAUUCUGAACGCUCACUGGUAGGGUGAGAGCCAGAGGUACACAGGGUGUAAUGCUGAUCUUGCCGGCAAAGCUCAGAUCUAAGUGCGCAGAAAACCAGGAGACGUCCCUGUCUUCCACCUUAGUCGUCACAGGGCUGUGCGGGCAGGCAUGUUUUAGUGACAUUCCAAAUGUGGAAUUCAAAAUGAAGCUAGAAGAUUUUGUUAAUCCCAGAGAUGUCUCUUAAGAACCUGAGGCUCUCUGGACACGUCUCCUGUGAGCCCCUCAGGGCCCCUUUCGGUUGGAAAGACCGAAGACAAUUGACAACCUGGAUGGGACGGGGAAGGCUCAUCCAGGCCUGGGAAGUGAGGCCCAGACACCAGGGGGAAGAGGCUUUCACAAAGCUUUUGGGACUUCUUUCUCCCUCCCCCACUGGCCAAGGGGCCUGUCUCUUGUGCAGGGUGGACCUGCACUCGCUCCCUUGGGCAGAGCUCUGGGUGGUGUCUCUCAGGGGUGGAGAGUUCUAGAGACUGCGGUCGCCUUCUCUUUUGGUCCACUGAGCCAGGCCCUGAAUUUCAAGUGCACUUAGGGGCUCUCUGCUAUGGAGCCAGGCCUUCAAAUGCUCCCCCUACUUUUUGUGGGGUGGAAU
Molecule: messenger RNA, 3827 nt
Organism: Artibeus jamaicensis (Jamaican fruit-eating bat)
Lineage: Eukaryota; Metazoa; Chordata; Mammalia; Chiroptera; Phyllostomidae
Gene: TMEM174
Product: transmembrane protein 174
Exons: 2
Coding region: 72-800 (242 amino acids)
Source: RefSeq, a predicted model, not a curated record